AUGGGCCGCCGCCUGCAAUCUCCUCUCGACCGGCUGCACCCAGAUUUUGCAGUGGCAGAUCCCCCAGGCUGUGCUAACGUGCCGCGAUCUUUCAUCCCAGGGGAAAUGGUGUUCACCCAGAACUACGCUGUGGAGAUUCUCUGGGUGCGAGCUGUAGUUGUUGGGGUUACCGAGCCAAAGUCAUAUCAGGUGGCUUUGGAUUGCAGACAAAUAUGGUGUUGGAACAUUGACCAGCUGUGCCACCAGGCUGGAGAUUUGGUCACAGAGACAGUGCCUCCGAUGGCCCUGGCAGAGAUUGGCCAACCACCGAGUACUGCUGAGGAUCAACUAAGUGAGACUGGGGAAGACUCUCCAGCACACAGCCCAUCUGUCCCUGCACCCUUGCCGGAGUCUCCUGUACAACCACAGUCCGAAGCCGCCACCGCUGUAUCAGACACAGAAACCUCAGAGCCGAGCCAUCCAUCCACGUCGAGCCACCCACCUGUGUCUCCGACGGGCGUGUCCUCAGGUCUUGGCAGCCAGGCUGUUUCCCCAGAGGGACCUCACUGGUCUAACCGGAUCCGUACUUGCCCAGCCUUCCUAAGGAAUUAUGCGGUCUAA
This is a messenger RNA of Podarcis lilfordi (Lilford's wall lizard), 600 nucleotides long. The record is from the annotation of a GenBank genome assembly. Lineage: Eukaryota; Metazoa; Chordata; Lepidosauria; Squamata; Lacertidae.